AUGUUAUUCCCAUGCGUCACUCUGGAGGUCGUAGGCGACUCCGGCGAUGGAUAUGCCAAAGCUCAAAAUCGACACAAUGCAGCAAACGCGCUAUAUAACCUCCGCCGACUAUCAUCCCGGGCAAGGGGUGACAAUUACACACAAGAAUCGUUCGACGGGACCAUUCGUUUCCCAUCUGCAACUGUGUCCCAGGAAUUGUUUACAAUCAGUGCGCACUGGACUGCGUUGUCUAGCGCCUCUGGUGAUGUGUUCUUCUACUCAUACCUACUGAAGUGUUUUGCAGUCCAAUGUAUAUCACUUUCUGAAUGGAAUGAGGCCUCGAGAUGGAUUAAAAAUGCCAUCGAAUUUGUUGUGAAUCUGACUGAAACUCCAAUCAAAGCUGAUCUGAAAGCCAUCCAGGACAACGUCGCUAAUCCACCCAGACCAAAGUUAUUACCACUGCUCCGACCAUCGCCAAUACCGGUCAUUCUUCCUCCCCAACCAAUCUUCAUCCUGCAAAAGGCGCUAAGUUCACUCUCCCCUUUGACCUGA
Penicillium soppii is the source of this 531-nucleotide messenger RNA. RefSeq lists its product as uncharacterized. The transcript has 2 exons. The record is from RefSeq and is a predicted model, not a curated record. Lineage: Eukaryota; Fungi; Ascomycota; Eurotiomycetes; Eurotiales; Aspergillaceae. The coding region runs from base 1 to 531 and encodes 176 amino acids.